Molecule: messenger RNA, 1803 nt
Organism: Aspergillus steynii IBT 23096
Lineage: Eukaryota; Fungi; Ascomycota; Eurotiomycetes; Eurotiales; Aspergillaceae
Gene: acuF
Product: phosphoenolpyruvate carboxykinase PCK1
Exons: 6
Coding region: 1-1803 (600 amino acids)
Biological process (GO): gluconeogenesis
Cellular component (GO): cytosol
Molecular function (GO): phosphoenolpyruvate carboxykinase (ATP) activity; ATP binding
Source: RefSeq, a predicted model, not a curated record
AUGGCCCCUGUUGAGAACAUUCAUAUACCCCCCAAUGCCCCCCCGGAACCAGGUCCUAUCUACUCAGACUUCUUCCAACAGCAAGUAGCAAAACAACGAAACAAUAACUAUCACUCUACUUCGCUAAGAAACAUGGUUGCCACUUCUGUGAAUCGUACUGCCCUGCACCCUGGUGGUGUCCAACCGGGCAAGGGUCACACUGAGCUUGAGGAAGAGCUUCACGAACACGCCCACAUUGACUACGAGCGUGUUGCCAUUAUUGCCAACCCCUCGGUUGCUGCCCUCUAUGAAGAUGCCCUGGUCUACGAGACCGGUACCGCCAUUACGUCGAGUGGCGCCUUGACGGCGUACUCCGGUGCUAAGACUGGCCGCUCCCCCUCAGACAAGCGUGUUGUCAAGGAGGAAUCGUCAGAGAAGGACGUCUGGUGGGGACCUGUUAACAAGCCCAUGACUCCUGAUGUCUGGCGGAUCAACCGUGAGCGUGCCGUUGACUACCUCAACACUCGCAACCGUAUCUAUGUCAUUGAUGGUUUCGCCGGCUGGGACGAGAGAUACCGGAUCAGCGUCCGUGUCGUCUGCGCCCGUGCCUACCAUGCUCUGUUCAUGCGCAACAUGCUCAUCCGUCCUUCGGCGGAGGAGCUGCAGCACUUCCACCCCGACUACGUGAUCUACAACGCCGGUUCUUUCCCUGCCAACCGCUUCACCGAGGGUAUGACCUCUGCCACGUCGGUUGCCAUCAACUUCGCCGAGAAGGAGAUGGUCAUCCUGGGUACCGAGUACGCCGGAGAGAUGAAGAAGGGUGUCUUCACCAUCCUCUUCUACGAGAUGCCCGUUAAGCACAACGUCCUGACUCUGCACUCGUCCGCCAACGAGGGCCAGAACGGCGAUGUCACCGUUUUCUUCGGUCUGUCGGGAACCGGCAAGACCACUCUGUCUGCCGACCCCAAGCGUGCCCUGAUCGGUGAUGACGAGCACUGCUGGACCGACACCGGUGUCUUCAACAUCGAGGGUGGAUGCUACGCCAAGUGCAUUGGUCUCUCCGCCGAGAAGGAGCCCGAUAUCUACAACGCCAUCCGCUUCGGAUCCGUCCUGGAGAACGUCGUCUUCGACCCCAUCAGCCGUAUGGUCAACUACGACGACUCGACCCUGACCGAGAACACUCGCUGCGCCUACCCCAUUGAAUACAUUGAGAACGCCAAGAUCCCCUGUAUCUCGGACAAGCACCCCCAGAACAUCAUCCUCCUCACCUGCGACGCCCGUGGUGUGCUGCCCCCCAUCUCCAAGCUCACCACCGAGCAGACCAUGUUCCACUUCAUCUCGGGAUACACCUCCAAGAUGGCCGGUACCGAGGACGGUGUGACCGAGCCCCAGGCUACCUUCUCGUCCUGCUUCGCGCAGCCCUUCCUGGCCCUGCACCCCAUGCGGUACGCGCGCAUGCUCGCGGACAAGAUCUCGCAGCACAAGGCCAACGCCUGGCUGUUGAACACCGGCUGGGUUGGCGCUGGCGCCACCACCGGCGGCAAGCGCUGCCCCCUGAAGUACACCCGGGCCAUCCUGGACGCCAUCCACAACGGCGAGCUGGCCAACGCGCAGUACGAGACCUACGACGUCUUCAACCUGCACGUGCCCACCAGCUGCCCCGGCGUGCCCUCGGAGCUGCUGAACCCCAAGAACAGCUGGACCGCCUCGACCAGCUUCAAGGACGAGGUCAACAAGCUGGCCGGUCUCUUCAACGAGAACUUCACCAAGUACUCGGACCAAGCGACCAAGGAGGUGAUUGCCGCCGGCCCGGUGCCUCAAUAG